Molecule: messenger RNA, 1539 nt
Organism: Enhydra lutris kenyoni (northern sea otter)
Lineage: Eukaryota; Metazoa; Chordata; Mammalia; Carnivora; Mustelidae
Product: Rho GTPase activating protein 19
Exons: 12
Coding region: 1-1485 (494 amino acids)
Biological process (GO): regulation of small GTPase mediated signal transduction; signal transduction
Cellular component (GO): cytoplasm
Molecular function (GO): GTPase activator activity
Source: RefSeq, a predicted model, not a curated record
AUGGCGACUGAGGCGCAGGGUGAAGGGGAGGUGCCAGCCAGUGAUUCCCGCCCGAGUGAUGCCAUCUGCAAUUUUGUUAUCUGCAAUGACUCUUCCCUUCGAGGGCAGCCCAUUAUCUUCAAUCCUGACUUUUUUGUGGAGAAACUCCGACAUGAGAAACCUGAGGUGUUCACCGAGUUGGUGGUCAGCAAUAUCACAAGGCUCAUUGACUUACCUGGAACUGAGCUGGCUCAGCUGAUGGGGGAAGUGGACCUUAAAUUGCCUGGUGGGGCUGGCCCAGCGUCAGGAUUCUUCCGGUCUCUAAUGUCUCUCAAGCGAAAGGAAAAAGGAGUGGUAUUUGGAUCCCCAUUGACGGAGGAAGGCAUUGCCCAGAUAUACCAGCUAAUUGAGUAUCUACACAAAAACUUGAGAGUAGAGGGUUUGUUUAGAGUUCCAGGGAAUAGUGUCCGACAGCAGAUUUUAAGAGAUGCUCUCAAUAAUGGAACUGAUAUUGACUUGGAAUCAGGGGAGUUUCAUUCAAAUGACGUUGCUACCUUGCUGAAGAUGUUUCUGGGAGAGUUACCUGAGCCCCUGCUGACUCAUAAACAUUUCCAUGCACACCUCAAAAUUGCUGAUUUGAUGCAGUUUGAUGAUAAAGGAAACAAGACCAAUGUUCCAGAUAAGGAGCGGCAAAUUGAGGCUCUCCAGUUGCUCUUCCUCAUUCUCCCUCCACCCAAUCGUAACUUGCUGAAGUUAUUGCUUGAUCUCCUGUACCAGACAGCAAAGAAACAAGACAAGAAUAAGAUGUCUGCCUAUAACCUUGCCCUUAUGUUUGCACCCCAUGUCCUGUGGCCGAAAAAUGUCACUGCAAAUGACCUUCAAGAAAAUAUCACAAAGUUAAACAAUGGGAUGGCUUUUAUGAUUAAACACUCCCAGAAACUUUUUAAGGCUCCUGUUUAUAUUCGGGAAUGUGCCAGAUUGCACUAUUUGGGCUCCAGAACUCAAGCAUCAAAGGAUGAUCUUGAUCUGAUAGCUUCAUGUCCUACAAAGUCCUUCCAAUUGACAAAAUCUCAGAAACGGAAUUGGGUAGAUUCCUGCUCUCACCAGGAGGAGACCCAGCAGCGUACGGAAGAGGCAUUGAGAGAGUUGUUCCAACAUGUUCACAAUAUGCCAGAGUCAGCAAAGAAGAAACAACUUAUUAGACAGUUUAAUAAACAGUCUGUGAUCCAAACGCCAGGGCGAGAAUCUCCUACUCCUCGGGUACAGAAAAGAGCCCGUUCACGUUCCUUCAGUGGCCUUAUUAAGCGGAAGGUCCUGGGAAAUCAGAUGAUGUCAGAAAAGAAAAACAAGUAUCCUACUCCGGAAUCUGUAGCCAUUGGUGAAUUGAAGAGAGCCAGCAAAGAAAAUAUGAACUUAUUUUUUUCCGGCUCUCUGGCUGUCACGAUGACACCAACAAGACUGAAAUGGCCUGAGGGGAAGAAAGAAGGGAAGAAAGGAUUCCUCUGAAGGAUCUAGAGUGCUCCUGUUGUCCACCCGGAAUUUCCUCUUUAGUGGGCCAUA